ACCCCCAAGAAGGAAAAAAAAAGAAGAAAUACGGUUGGUUACUCCAUUUUCCUUCCAUGGCCAAGUUCUCCUUCGCCGACGCCGACGCCGACGAAGACCCUCCACCCGCCGCCGCCGCCGGGUCCGAGAAGAGGAAGCGCGAAGGCGGCCCUGCCCCUGAAGACGGGGCGGCUGGUGGAGGGCCGCCCCCCAAGGCCCGGAGACUGGAGGUCGUGGGCGGCGAGCGGGAGGAGAGGGCGGUGGCGGGGUGCGGUCGGGAGGUGGGGAGGGUCGGCGCCGGCGGGGAUGGCGACGCGGCGGGGAUCAGCAUGCGGAUCGACCCGGACCUGCUCGACUGCUCCAUCUGCUUCGAGCCCCUCUGCCCUCCCCUCUACCAGGACACUGUGACCACAGACCAGUUUUUAAAAUGCAUUCUUGAGCCAAUGUCCCCAUUAUUCCUGACAACUGAAUCUCUGCAUAUGGAAGGAGAACUAAUUUUGGGAUUCAAGUGCCAGAAUGGCCAUGUAGCAUGCUUGUCCUGCUGGUCCAGGCUCAGCAACAAGUGUCAUGUUUGUUCUCAUGAUGCGAUCUUUGCACGGAACAUUGCACUGGAGAAGAUUGUCGAGUCAAUCAAGUCCUCCUGCGCAUACGCCAAGUGGGGCUGUUGCGAGUUGGUUAGCUACACGCAACGAAACACACAUGAAGAAACUUGCCUCUUUGCUCCUUCAACGUGUCCGAUUCCUGGCUGUGGAUACAGAGGCUUCACAGGGCGUUGGUCAGGCCACUUCCUCGUCGACCACCACAGUGCCGAUUUCUUGCACUUCGUUUACGGCCAGCCAUUUGAAGUGAAUUUGGAGGCGUCCCUGCCUUUUCUUGUUCUUCUCGGAGAGGACGAUCACCUCUUCCUGCUGCUGAACAAGAACAUGACGCCCUUCGGGCAUGCCUUUUCCGUGGUUUGCCUCAGGACUGGCGAUUUGAACUGGAAGUUCUCCUACGAAAUCGAAGCGGCCAGUACGAGAAACCCCGAAAACUGCCUGCAACUCAAGGCCUCUGUCACAAAUGCAAAGGAGUGGGCGGGUCUGCGCCCUACAAAAGCUUUCCUUUUGGUCCCAUAUGAUUUCUGCAGUUCUACUAACCUAACGCUGAAUCUCUCGAUUGGGAGGUCUGCCUCUGUAUGAUGUGAGCAUGUCAUGUUCUCUUCUAUUCCCUGUGUUCACAAAUGUAAAUGUGUGCAGCACUGUAAAUUUGUUUUGUAAAGUAAUUUCAGCAUGUGCAUGUAGAUGUGAAGGCACUGGUUCCACCUGGCAAUUACAACACUGUAAAGGCUAGUCUAAAUUUAUGGAAGUAAGAGUUUCACAGUUCAUUUA
Triticum aestivum (bread wheat) is the source of this 1346-nucleotide messenger RNA. Its product is annotated as E3 ubiquitin-protein ligase SINA-like 10. Gene Ontology annotation, molecular function: zinc ion binding. The transcript has 3 exons. The coding region runs from base 57 to 1157 and encodes 366 amino acids. The record is from RefSeq and is a predicted model, not a curated record. NCBI's taxonomy places the organism in Eukaryota, Viridiplantae, Streptophyta, Magnoliopsida, Poales, Poaceae.